Molecule: messenger RNA, 14021 nt
Organism: Saccostrea echinata
Lineage: Eukaryota; Metazoa; Mollusca; Bivalvia; Ostreida; Ostreidae
Product: dynein axonemal heavy chain 2-like
Exons: 79
Coding region: 112-13716 (4534 amino acids)
Biological process (GO): microtubule-based movement
Cellular component (GO): dynein complex
Molecular function (GO): ATP binding; minus-end-directed microtubule motor activity; dynein intermediate chain binding
Source: RefSeq, a predicted model, not a curated record
CGUUUCUGCUGUCUGACUUUUACAGUAUGCCGUUGCUCUAUCACGUGACCUCAGAAAACGCUAAAACAGGAGCAGGUGGUCGCUAAGACUUGCUGAUGCUCUGGAUGUAAAAUGUCAGAUAAAGGUUCUCGAACAGGAACCCCAAAAGGGGGUUCUAGGAAAAGCUCAAAAGCUGGGACCCCACGUGGUUCUAAAAGUGGAACGCCAAAAGGCUCUAAAAGCAAUACUCCAUUGCCAACAGAUCCUCCACCUGUAACUCAGGAAAUCACAGAGGAGGAAUCCCAGGCUGCUGGUGCUUCAAAUGGUGCCUUACAACCAACUGAAGUUGAUAUAACAGCUGCAGGUACAUCUAAUGGGACAGUAGAAACCGAGCCAGAGACUGAACAAGAAGAAGUAGAGGAAGAAGACAAGGGACCCAGUGUGCUUUCAUUGAUCAAAGAAAGAAUCACAGUUCAAGGCUUGACAGAGGAGUUAUGGAAGGAAAUUCAUGAUGAUGCAAUAAAUCAAUUCAUCAAUGACCCGGGUACUAAAAUGAUGGUAGCUUACAUGGACCCAUACAAAGGAUUUCUGAUAGAACAUGCAAUCCCAGCCUAUUUAGUAGACCAGCUGACUUAUUUCAUCAAAGCCAGCAGCAUUAAAGAACUCAAUGCAGAAACCUUUCUCAACAAAGUACAGUAUGGCACUAUCAAAGGAAAUCAGAUUGAGAGCUUGCUCAGAAUGAUGAUGGGCAUCUAUGCUCCAAUUUUCUUUGAGAACACAACAUGGCCAGACAGUAUAAAAAAUGAUUUCUCAGCACAGCUGCAUAAGUUUCUGGCAAAUCUGACCGACACCAGGUGGAAGUUGGAGGGGAAGACUGUUCUGUACAUCCCCACAGAGGGUCUGAAACUCCCCGCUGAGGAAGCGGCCAAGAAUAAAGACCUCGUACAGAGACUGGAGACUGCAAUGAUACACUGGGCCAGACAGAUAAAAGAAGUUCUCAGUAAUCAGGACGCUUUUGAAAUGGCGGAAAACUCAGGUCCAUUAGAUGAGAUCGAAUUCUGGAAAAAUCGCUGUGCAGAUUUGACUGGCAUUAGUACUCAGCUGGACAAACCAGGUGUCAAAAAAAUCACGGAGAUCCUGACUCUGGCUAAAUCCUCUUAUGUAGGACCCUUCCUUAAACUGUCCAGUGAAAUCAAGGAGGGGUCUCGCCAGGCAGAAAGCAAUCUGAAAUUUCUUUUGGUUCUCAAAGAUCCUUGUUAUGAAUUGUCUGAAGCCAAACCAAAGGAUAUACCAGCUAUGUUACCCAAAAUUUUGAAUACCAUCAGAUUUAUCUGGGUGAAUUCUGAAUUCUACAAAACAAGGGAGAGACUUACAGGAAUUCUAAAAAAGAUCAGCAAUGAAGUAAUCCGGAGGUGUUGUAGGGACAUCAAUCUAGAUAAAAUAUUUGAUGGUUAUGUCCAAACAGGACUUAAGUCACUCAAUGACAGCAUUGACUGCUGUGAACAGUGGAAGGAAAUCUACAGAAAAACAGCCAGAUUGCAUCACAAAUUCUCUCCUGUUGGAUGGGUGUUGGACAAAAGCAGCAUUUUUGCACAAAUUGAUGCAUUCAUUCAAAGAUGCAAAGACUUGAUUGAAGUUUGUGAGGCUCAAAUUCAUUUUGCUCGUCGUGAAGAUGGUGAGAAAAUGGAAAUGCCCCAUUUUGCUGGACAGAAGGGACCAGAGAUUGCACGAGGCCUGAUGGAGAUCGAGGCAGCUUUUGAGCGAAACCUCAACCAGUUGAGAUCAGUAAAGAGUACAAUACUGGAUGUAAAGGCAACAUCCUGGCAUGAUGACUAUAACAGGUUCCGAGCCGGAAUAAAGGAUCUAGAGGUGAUGAUGACUAAUGUGAUCACAUCUGCAUUUGACACUGUCACGACUGUGGAACAAGGAGUUGAGUUACUGGACAUCUUCAUGCAUUUAUCUUCACGAGAGGCUAUAAGGAGAACCAUUGAUAAGAAGAAUGUAGAUGUCUACCUGAUGUUUAACGAUGAACUGAAUGCUGUGAAGAAGGAACUCACCAACAAAGCCAAGUCUGCCAUUCCCUGGCAUCCAAAGUUUGCCGGACAAGCUCUGUGGGCCAGGCAGCUAAAGAGGAGGAUUGAGAGGGUCAUGAUGGUUCUGGACAGAGCAUUCUUUCUACCUCCCACAGGGAAGAGUGAAGAAGUGAGGACCCAGUACCAGCAGCUAUGUCAGGCUCUGGACGAGUACAUCAGAAAAACAUUCCACGAGUGGACGCUGACUGUCGACAAGGAGCCUGAGAAGUUAUUGGAAGUACCGCUAAUGUGUAGAAGCUCUGAGAGACCCCCAAUGUUGGAUAUCAACUUUAAUAGAGGCUUGCUGAAGAUGUUCCAGGAGAUCCACUACUGGGAGAGGCUGAUGUUUGAGAUUCCUCAUUAUGCUACAAAUGUGUACAACAAACGGGAGGAUCUAAGAUCUCUCCGAGAACAUGUCCUCCUUGUUGUAAGGGACUACAACAGGAUCAUAGCUGCAUUAUCCUUGGAAGAAAGAGGAUUAUUCAGAGAGAGAAUCCGAUUCCUGGACAAGAAAAUACACCCAGGACUUACAAAAUUGACUUGGGCUUCCAAGGGAAUUUCGGACUAUUUUGUGACAGAUUGUCGGAUUAAUGCAGCCAAAAUCCAAGCAAUGGUGGAUGACUACAAGGGAGCUAACCAGGAGAUCUCUACAAUGUGUGUCAAAAUUAGUGAACUGUCCCUGAUCAAGAUUGACAACAGAAAAGUCUAUGAGAAUCUGGAGUUUGAUGAGGAACAGGCAAAACAUCGAGAAUUCACCACUGAAAAGCUGAAGACUAUGCAUAUGGAAAUAGUUCGAGUCAUGAAGAAAACAUUUGAAAUCUUCAAAACAGAUGGACAAGAGGUACAACAACAUUGGGUGCGGUACUUGGAGAAGAUGGACAGAAUGGUAGAGGAGGCAUUUAGACUGAAUGUGAAAUGGUCGCUACAAGAAUUAUCCAAGGCAAUCAAUGGUGACGGCAAGUCAGCUCCCAACCCGCUGUUCCGUGUGAAAGUCUGCUUGCAGGGAGACAAGGUUGAGUUUCAGCCCACACUAAAGCAGUUGGCCGCUGUGAUUGGAGGAAUUGGCAGUCAGCUGACUAAUUCUAUCAAAGGAAUCAACAGACUCCCACUAAUACUGGCCAAAAAGAAGUCAACAAAGGAGCCUAUAUUUGCGGUAAUAGCAUCUGAUGAAGAAACCAAAAAGAUACAAACUGUCAUCAAUCAAGGUAUGGCAACAAAUGCUCAGAACCUGCAGAAUUACCUCAGCACUUGGGACAACUACAGAGAGAUUUGGGAGAUCAAUAAAGAUGCCUUCAUUAGGAGAUAUCAGAACCUCAACCCACAGGUGGCUUCCUUUGAUGCUGAUAUUGCUAGGUAUGAUGAGGUGGCCAAUAAUGUCCAGACCCAGGAGACCAUUUUAAACAUACAGUUUGUUCUUCUGGACUGCUCUCCUUUGAAGUAUGCCAUUCUUAGUCACUGCACUGAGUGGCAAAACAAAUUUACCACUUUACUCAGUACCAUCGCCACUACUCGACUCAAGGAGCUACACACAUUCCUUAAAGAAAAUGGAGAGAAUGUCAGCAAACCACCACAGACAUUGGAUGAGCUAGGAGAAAGUCUUACCUUGUGGGAGAAGUUGAAUGGUGGUUUAGCAGAGACAGAGGCCAAAUUCCCACCUCUUCAUGAUCAAUUCAGCAUCCUGGAAAAAUAUGAAGUUGCAAUCAAAGAGGAUGUGACAACUAUGUUAUCUGAGCUCAGCAAUGAUUGGGUAGAAUUCCAGCAGAAAUUAAUUGAUUCUGAACAGAUGCUUAAAAAACACAAGGAAAAAUUCAGAAGUGGAUUGCUGGCCCAGUCUGAAGAAUUCAAGAAACAAGUUCACAAUUUGGUUGAUGAAUUCCAAACCAAAGGACCAUUCACCAGUAGCAUCGCCACAGCAGAGGCUCUGGAGAACAUCAACAACAUCCGAUCUCAGAUGGAGGCUCUAAAGAAACAAGAACAAGAGAUUCGGAAAGGACUUAACAUCUUCAAGAUUGAUCAACCACCAUCAAAGGAGAUUGCAAAUCUAGAGAAAGAUCUGGAGGUAAUUGAGACUAUUUGGAACCUGAACAAAGAAUGGGAAGGCCUCUGGGGAGAUUGGAAAGGGAAUCAGUUUACUCAGCUUCAGACUGAAAAUAUGGAGACUUCCUCACAGACAAUAUACAAGAAACUGAACAGGAUGAGCAAAGAAUUAAAGGAUAAGAAUUGGGAAGUUGUGGAAACAAGCAGGAACCGUGUGGAUCAGUUUAAGAGAACAAUGCCACUGAUUACUGAUCUAAAGAACAAAGCUAUGCGGCCACGUCACUGGGACAAAAUCCAGACUGAGAUGCAGCGUCAAUUUGAUCACAAAUCAGAAGACUUCACUUUGGAAAAGAUCAUAGAAUUUGGAUUUGAUCAGUAUGCUGAAACCAUUGGUGACAUAUCUGGUGCUGCAACCAAGGAAUUGGCAAUUGAACAGGGUCUGGAAGCUAUUGCCAGAACAUGGGAGAGUACAGAACUGGAUAUAACAUCGUACAAAGACAGGGGUCAUUUCAAAGUCAGGAGUACAGAUGAUGUGUUCACAGCUCUGGAGGACAAUCAAGUCCAACUCUCCACAAUGAAAGCCUCAAGAUUUGUCAAGGCCUUUGAACAGGAAGUUGAUAAAUGGGAAAGGACUCUGUCUCACAUCCUGGAAGUAGUAGAGAUGCUGCUUACUGUUCAGCGACAAUGGAUGUAUCUCGAGAAUAUCUUCCUGGGAGAAGACAUCAGGAAACAGUUACCACGGGAGUCGGCAGACUUUGAUGACGUUAAUGCCAAGUGGAAAGUCAUUAUGACUAGGCUGAACAAGGACCGGAAUGCCCUGAGAGGAACUCAUCAUGAAGGUUUGCUUGAGGAACUGAAUGACAUGAAUGUGAAGCUGGAGGAGAUUCAGAAAUCACUGGACAUGUAUCUGGAAACCAAGCGUCAGAUCUUCCCACGAUUCUACUUCCUGUCUAACGAUGACUUAUUAGAAAUUCUAGGACAGUCCAAAAAUCCCAAAGCAGUUCAGCCUCACCUCAAAAAAUGCUUUGACAACAUCAAGAGCUUAGAUAUGAACAAGCCUGGACUGAAAUGGGAGGCUAAUGCUAUGAUAUCCUCAGAUGGAGAAGUGGUGCCCUAUGAGAGGCCUGUUUACUUGGAUGGCCCGGUUGAGUCUUGGUUAUGUGACGUGGAGAAGACAAUGAGAUGGACUUUACAAGAUGAACUUAAGAAAUGUAAAGGAAAUUUAAAACAAAAGCAUGGAAUGACAAAGAGAGACAAGUGGAUUAAGGACCAUCCUGGUCAGUUGUGUAUUACAGCCAGUCAGAUUCAGUGGACAGCUGAUGUCGAGAAAGCCCUGAGGCUGACCAAAGACAGAGGAGACAAGAAAGCACUCAAAACCAUGAAAAAGAAACAAGUAGCCAUGUUGAACAAGCUGUCUGAAGCCAUCCGAGGAAAACUUGAAAAAAUGCAGCGUUUGAAAAUUGUGGCUCUUGUGACCAUUGAGAUUCAUGCUAGAGACAUUAUUGAGAAACUAAUUAAAGGGGGUGUGUCUGAUGAAAAUGCCUUUGAAUGGCUGAGCCAGCUGAGACUUUACUGGGAAAAGCCCCCAAUCGAUAACUGUGUUGUGAAGCAGACUAAUACACAGUUCCCUUAUGGCUAUGAGUACCUGGGAAAUUCUGGUCGUCUAGUCAUCACCCCACUCACUGACAGAUGUUACGUUACCCUGACAACAGCACUUCACCUCCAUCGAGGAGGGAGUCCUAAAGGCCCCGCAGGAACAGGAAAAACAGAGACUGUCAAAGAUUUGGGCAAAUCCCUGGGCAUGUACGUCAUUGUUGUCAACUGCUCCGAGGGUUUGGAUUACAAAUCUAUGGGCAAAAUGUUCUCAGGUCUAGCCCAGACUGGUGCAUGGGGUUGCUUUGACGAGUUUAACAGAAUCAAUAUUGAGGUGCUGUCUGUAGUUGCCCAGCAGAUCCUGGCCAUUUUACUGGCCUUGUCAACUGGACAAGCCAGAUUUGUGUUUGAGGGAAGAGAAAUUGAUCUGGUGUGGUCUUGUGGAAUCUUCAUCACAAUGAAUCCAGGAUAUGCCGGUAGAACAGAAUUACCAGACAACUUGAAAUCCAUGUUCCGUCCCAUUGCUAUGGUUGUUCCAGACUCUGCCAUGAUCUCUGAAAUCAUUCUGUUUGGAGAAGGCUUUGGAAAUACCAGGGUUCUUGCCAAGAAAGUGUACACUCUGUAUUCCUUGGCCGAGCAGCAGUUGUCCAAACAGGAUCACUAUGACUUUGGUUUACGUGCCUUAGUGUCCGUGUUGAGAUACGCAGGUGCCAAGAAGAGGUCCAAUCCCAACAUGCCUGAUGAAGAGAUCUUACUCCUGUCCAUGAAGGAUAUGAAUGUGGCUAAGCUUACAUCCACAGAUCUGCCACUGUUUAAUGGCAUUAUGUCGGACCUUUUCCCAGGAAUAGAAACUCCCACCAUUGACUACUCGGAGAUGAAGAAAGCUAUUCAGGCGGAGCUAAAGAAUAACAGUCUGCAGGUCAACACCCAUACAGUAACAAAGAUCAUACAGCUGUACGAGACAAAGAGCUCUCGUCACUCUGUGAUGAUUGUGGGUGGUACCCAGUCAGGAAAAACAGUUAGCUGGCGAAUGUUACAGUCGGCCAUGACAAGACUGAACAAAGAGGGAGCGGCUUAUCAGGCAGUCAAGGACUUUCCUCUGAAUCCCAAGUCUCUGUCUCUAGGAGAGCUUUAUGGUGAAUUUGACAUCAAUACAAAUGAGUGGACAGACGGUGUACUGUCAAGUGUGAUGAGGCAGACCUGUGCAGAUGAGAAGCCAGAUGAGAAGUGGCUGGUCUUUGAUGGACCAGUGGACACUCUUUGGAUAGAAAGCAUGAACUCAGUGAUGGACGACAAUAAAAUUCUGACCCUGAUCAAUGGCGAGCGCAUUGCUAUGCCUGAACAAGUGUCUCUUCUGUUCGAGGUGGAGGAUCUAGCAGUGGCUUCCCCUGCCACCGUGUCUCGAUGUGGUAUGGUGUACGCAGAUUACCAAGACAUAGGCUGGCAGCCAUAUGUAGAAUCCUGGUUGGAAAAGAAAAAGGAGAAUAAGCCUUUGGUGGAAGAACUCCGUAGACUGUUUGAUAAGUACCUGGUUAAGAUCCUGGAAUUCAAGCGUGCAAACUGCAAGGAGUUGAUUCCAAUUGCACAGCUUAAUGGUGUCUCAUCUCUCUGUAAAUUAUUUGAUGCCCUUGGAACAGUAGAAAAUGGGGUGGACCCCAAUGACAGUGAAAAUUUUGUCAGGAUGGUGGAGCUGUGGUUCCAGUUCUGCAUGAUCUGGUCUAUCUGUGGCUCUGUUGAUGAAGAUGGACGUAAAAAAAUUGACAAUUACAUUCGUGAAAUGGAGGGGACAUUCCCCAACAAAGACAUGAUUUAUGAAUACUUUGUUGAUCCUAAGGGCAAGACCUGGGUCCACUGGGAAGAUAAGUUAAAGGCAGGGUGGAAAUACCAGCCAAAUGUGCCUUUCUUCAAAUUGAUAGUACCUACUGUAGACACAGUGCGUUAUCAGUACUUGGUGUCCACACUUGUGCGCUCCUUUAACCCAGUCAUGGUAGUAGGACCCGUGGGAACAGGAAAGACUUCCAUGGUAGAAAACACUCUCUCCAAACUUGAUCCAAAGACCUACAGCUUCCUUACAGUCAACAUGUCUGCUCAGACCUCCUCCAACAAUGUACAAGACAUCAUUGAGAGUCGUGUAGAGAAGAGAACUAAGGGUGUGUAUGUCCCCAUUGGUGGAAAGAAACUGUUGACUUUUAUGGAUGACUUCAACAUGCCAGCUAAGGACACAUUUGGCUCUCAGCCACCUCUAGAACUGAUGAGACUUUGGUUAGAUUAUGGCUUCUGGUAUGACAGAGAAAAACAAACCCAGAAAUACAUCAAGGACAUGUUCCUAUUGGCUGGUAUGGGACCCCCCGGGGGUGGCAGAAUGGUCAUCUCAAGACGACUCCAGAGUCGCUUCAAUCUCAUCAACAUGACAUUCCCACAUGAGUCCCAGAUCAAGAGAAUUUUUGGAAGCAUGAUAAACCAAAAGCUGCAGGACUUUGAGGAGGAGGUGAAGCCUAUUGGGGACAUAAUGACCCAGGCCACCAUUGAGAUGUACGAGGCAGUGGUUCAGAAGUUCCUCCCCACUCCAACAAAGAUUCACUACCUCUUCAACUUACGGGAUAUAUCCAAGAUUUUCCAAGGGCUUCUCAGAGCUCAUAAGGAUUUCCAUGACACGAAACAUGCCAUGACGAGACUUUGGAUUCAUGAAUGCUUCAGGGUGUUUUCUGAUCGUCUGGUAGAAGAGAGGGACACUGAGACAUUUGUUAACUUGAUGACAGAGAAGCUGGGAACACUGUUUGAUCAGACUUACCAUAAUAUAUGUCCCAACAAGCAACCACCUAUUUUUGGGGAUUACAUGAAUCCAGACAAUGUGUAUGAAGACAUUCAGGAUAUAAAUCAGCUGAAGAAACAGAUGACGGACUUUCUGGAGGAAUAUAACAGUACCCCCGGAGUGGUCAACAUGGAUCUGGUGCUCUUCAGGGAUGCUAUAGAACAUGUGUCUAAGAUUGUUCGAGUGAUCCGUCAGCCCCGUGGCAACAUGCUGUUGAUAGGAAUUGGAGGGAGUGGUCGACAGAGUCUAACCAGACUGGCAGCCUACAUCUGUGAAUAUACAUCAUUCCAGAUCGAGGUCACCAAACAUUACCGCUCCACAGAAUUCAGAGAUGAUCUGAAGAGACUGUACUGGCAGGCAGGAGUGGACAAUAAGACAUCAGUGUUUAUUUUUAAUGACACCCAAGUGGUGGAGGAGGGAUUUUUGGAGGAUAUUAAUAAUAUCCUCAGUAGUGGGGAGGUGCCCAACCUCUACAAACCGGAUGAAUUUGAGGAGGUGCGAAAUGCUCUGAGUGACAUUGCCAAGAAAGAAGGGAUCGAUGACAGCCCUCAGAGCAUUUUUGCAUUCUUGAUCGAGCGUGUACGAGCCAACAUGCACAUUGUGUUGUGUAUGAGCCCAGUGGGAGAGCCUUUUAGAAACCGGAUUCGUAUGUAUCCCGCCUUUGUCAACUGUACAACCAUUGACUGGUUCAGUGAGUGGCCUGCUGAUGCCUUACUGGAAGUAGCAGACAAAUAUCUCAGUGAGAUCACACUAGGCUCAGAGGAAGAGGACAAGUUGAAGCCAUCCCUUGCCAAAAUGUUCUCUGUGAUGCAUAAAUCUGUGUCAGACUACUCAAAGAAGAUGCUGGCUGAGCUCAGAAGGCACAAUUAUGUCACUCCCACCAACUACUUGGAGUUAGUGUCAGGAUACAAAAAACUUCUAUUCGACAAGAAAAAAGAAAUGGGAGGGGCGGCAGAUAAGCUGCGUAAUGGUUUGAGUAAGAUUGACGACACAAGACAGAAAGUAGAGAAGAUGUCUAUAGAGCUGGAAGACGCCAAGACAAAGGUGGCUCAGUUCCAGAAGCAGUGCGACGAGUACCUGGUGAUCAUUGUACAACAGAAACGAGAGGCUGACGAACAGCAGAAGUCUGUGGCCCAGAAAGGAGAGAGAAUUGCUGAAGAGGAGAGUAAAUGUCAACAUAUGGCUGAUUUAGCUCAACACGAUCUAGAUGAGGCUCUUCCUGCCCUGAACGAGGCCAUUGCUGCUCUUGAUUCUCUGAACAAAAAAGACAUGACAGAAAUCCGAUCCUACGGUCGCCCUCCCAUGCUGGUGGAGAAAGUGAUGGAGGCUGUGAUGAUCCUGCGAGGCAGUGAGCCAACAUGGGCCGAGGCAAAGAGGCAGCUUGGUGAGCAAAAUUUUAUCAAGCAACUGAUGAAUUUUGAGAAGGACAACAUCUCAGAUCGUGUCCUGAAGAAGAUUGGAGGCUACUGUGCACAGUCAGACUUCCAGCCUGACAUCAUUGGUCGUGUAUCAGGUGCUGCCAAGUCAUUGUGCAUGUGGGUACGAGCAAUGGAAGUUUACGGCCGAAUCUAUCGAGUUGUGGAGCCAAAGAAACAGAGACUGAAUGCAGCCAUGUCACAGCUCAAAGAAAAGCAAGAGGCUCUUGCUGAUGCUAAAGCAAAGCUGGCUGAGGUUGAAGCAAAAAUGGCUGAGUUGAAAAAGCAGUAUGAUGAAAAGUUGGCUCAGAAAGAGGAGCUGAAGAGAAAAGCAGAGUACACAGAACUUAUGUUGGAGAGAGCUACUAAACUCAUGUCAGGACUGGCUGGGGAGAAGGAACGAUGGCAGGAAACUGUCAAGGACCUUGAGGAGAGGAUGGGAUACCUUGCUGGAGAUUGUUUAAUGGCAGCAGCAUUUAUGUCCUAUAUGGGUCCUUUCCUGUCUAACUACAGAGAUGAACUGGUACAAAAGAAAUGGAUUGAAGAGGUGAGAAAACUUGGUAUACCAUGUGCUCCAAAUUUCAACUUUUGUGAAUUUAUGGCCAAACCAACUCAAGUUAGAGACUGGAAUAUUCAAGGAUUGCCCAGUGAUGCCUUCUCUACAGAGAAUGGUGUUAUUGUGACCUCCUCUAACAGGUGGCCACUAAUGGUGGAUCCUCAAGGACAGGCCAUCAAAUGGAUCAAAAACAUGGAGGCAUCAAGGGGUCUGAAAGUGAUAGAUCUACAGCAGACAGAUUACAUGAGAACUUUGGAAUCGGCAAUCCAGUUUGGUCUGCCAGUUGUUUUGCAGAAUGUGCAAGAAAAAUUGGAUCCUUCCCUAGAUCCUGUGCUGAACAAAUCAUUGAUGAGAAUUGGUGGUGCCUAUAUGAUUAAGCUGGGAGACAAAGAGAUUGAGUACAACCCUGAAUUCAGAUUCUAUAUUACAACCAAACUGAGUAACCCUCACUACACCCCCGAGAUCUCCACAAAGACCACCAUUGUCAACUUUGCUGUCAAGGAACAGGGUUUGGAAGCUCAGUUACUGGGUAUUGUGGUCAGGAAAGAGCGUCCAGACCUGGAGGAACAGAAGGACAGUUUAGUCAGGAGCAUUGCAGCAGGCAAAAAGAAACUAGUGGAGCUGGAAGACGAAAUUCUGAGGCUGUUGAAUGAAACAAAAGGCUCAUUACUUGAUGAUGAACAGCUGGUAAACACACUGCAGACUUCCAAAAUCACAUCUCAGGAAGUAACAGAACAGUUACAGAUAUCCGAGACCACGGAGGUUAAGAUUGAUGCUGCUAGGGAGGGCUACAGACCUUCAGCACAGCGAGCCUCCAUCCUGUUCUUCGUUCUGAAUGACAUGGGACGUAUUGACCCUAUGUACCAGUUCUCUCUAGACUCCUAUAUUGAACUGUUCAUCAUGUCCAUUGAGAAGAGUCAGCGAAGCUCCAAACUGGAGGAGAGAAUUCAGAAUCUGAAUGAAUACCACACCUAUGCUGUAUACAGAUACACUUGUCGUGGUCUGUUUGAGCGACAUAAGCUACUCUUCUCCUUCCAAAUGUGUGCCAAGAUCCUGGAGGCAGCCAGCAAGAUCAACAUGGAUGAGUACAAUUUCUUCCUCAGAGGGGGAGUGGUGUUGGACCGUGAGAACCAGAUGGACAAUCCCUGCUCAGGCUGGCUCGGUGAUGUGGCCUGGGACAACAUAACAGAACUUGAGAAGCUGACUAACUUCCACGGUAUCAUUACAGCAUUUGAGCAGUAUCCGAGAGACUGGAAUAUUUGGUAUACCUCUGCUCAGCCUGAGGUGGCUCCAUUACCAGGUGAGUGGGAUAAUGCCUGUAAUGAGCUACAGAGGAUGUUACUGGUGCGCUCUCUACGUCCAGACAGGGUGUCAUUCUGUGCCACAUCCUUCAUCAUAAACAACCUAGGCUCUAAGUUCACAGAACCACCGGUCCUAGACAUGCAGCAGGUGGUAGAGGACUCCACCACAAGGACACCCCUCAUCUUUGUCCUGUCCCCCGGAGUGGAUCCCACAAGCUCUCUGAUUCAGCUGUCUGAGGCAAGUGGAAUGGCCCAGAGGUUCUAUUCCUUAUCUCUGGGGCAAGGUCAAGCUCCUAUAGCAACUAGAAUGAUCAAGCAAGGUGUUAGAGAGGGUAACUGGGUGUUCCUGGCUAAUUGUCACCUGUCCCUGUCCUGGAUGCCUCAGUUAGAUAAGCUGGUGGAGCAGCUCCAGGUGGAGGAUCCCCACCCUGAGUUCCGUCUAUGGCUCAGUAGCAGUCCCCACCCUGACUUCCCCAUCUCCAUCUUACAGACCGGAAUCAAAAUGACAACAGAACCACCAAAGGGAUUGAAAGCCAACAUGAAACGUCUGUACAACCUGAUCACUGAGCCUCAGUUCCAGCGAUGCACGAAGCAAGAUAAAUACAAAAAGCUGCUGUUUUGUCUGUGUUUCUUCCAUUCUGUCCUGUUGGAGAGGAGAAAGUUCCUCAUGCUUGGCUGGAACAUUGCCUAUGAAUUUAAUGACUCAGACUUUGAGGUAUCAGAGAGCAUCUUAAGCAUUUACCUGGACGAAUAUGAGGAAACCCCAUGGGAAGCCUUGAAAUACCUGAUUGCAGGCAUAAGCUAUGGAGGCCAUGUUACUGAUGAUUGGGACAGGAGACUGCUCAUGACCUACGUUUCAGAAUUGUUCCAGGACCAAGUGCUCUCUACUCCUUUCUACAAGGUGUCCUCUGUGUCCACCUACUAUGUACCAAAGGAUGGACCCUUAUCAUCUUAUAAGGAGUAUGUCAGCAUGCUUCCUAAUGUAGAUCCACCAGAGGCCUUUGGACAGCACCCUAAUGCCGACAUUCAGUCCCAGAUUCAGGAGACGAGGAUGUUGUUUAACACACUUCUAUCUCUACAGCCACAGGUGUCGGCAGCUAGUGGAGGAGAAAGUCGGGAGGAUAAGGUUCUAGAUCUGGCAGCUAACAUCUUUAAACAGAUUCCUGAGAAUAUUGACUAUGAGAACACAGCCAAAAUCUUGUCCAUCGACCCAUCCCCUCUGAAUGUGGUACUGUUACAAGAGAUUCAGCGAUACAAUGCCUUGUUGGUAGAGAUCCGACACUCCUUGACAGACUUGGAGAAAGGAAUUCAGGGAUUGGUCGUCAUGACUGUAGAACUAGAGAAUAUAUUCCAAUGUAUUUUUGAUGGCAAUGUUCCUCCAUCAUGGUUGAAGGCUUAUCCAUCUCUGAAACCAUUGGCAGCGUGGACUAGAGAUCUGGUCCAGAGGGUGGAACAGUUUGAGAAGUGGGCACUCACAGCUCAUCCUCCGACUAUAUUCUGGAUGUCCGGCUUUACAUUCCCCACGGGUUUCCUUACUGCUGUACUGCAGACAUCAGCUCGUUUGAACAGCGUUUCUGUGGACUCACUGUCCUGGGAAUUCAGUGUGAUGACUGUUGAUGACUCCAAUAUCACUGGACCUCCUAAGGAUGGUGUAUACAUAAAAGGCCUUUUCCUACAAGGAGCAGGCUGGGAUAAGAAGAACUCUCACUUGGUGGAGGCCAAUCCAAUGCAGUUGGUGUGCCUGAUGCCAACCAUUCAUUUCAAACCAGUAGAAAACAAGAAGAAAACUGCUAAAGGUAUGUAUAUGGCACCGUGUUACUACUAUCCUAACCGUGCGGGAGGAAUGGGCAGGCCGUCCUUCGUGGUGGCAGUGGAACUGAAGGCCGGAGAGAAGGCCCCCGAUCACUGGGUGAAGAGGGGAACUGCUCUACUGAUGAGCUUGGACUACUAACUGUGAUAAAAAAAACUAUGAUACAACAUGUCAAGUGAAAACCUUUAGAGUUUAAAGAUGAUAUACAAGGAGAUUCAAUAUCAUAAAGCACUUAUGAUAAAUAAGAGGACUGAUACUGAACACUCUUUUGAUGAAAAAAUGAAAAGACAUAAGUCUGCUUUAAAAAGAACCAUUAAUUAUGUUGGUAAAACAAAUGAACCAAUUGAUUUUUGAUUGGGAUUUUGUCUUGUGUUAUUUUUGUCAUUCUUAUGAUUGCAUUGUUUUGUUUUUUAUACCAGUAUUUUGACUAAUUUAUUGAUAAAACU